Eruca vesicaria subsp. sativa (arugula) is the source of this 1405-nucleotide messenger RNA. NCBI's taxonomy places the organism in Eukaryota, Viridiplantae, Streptophyta, Magnoliopsida, Brassicales, Brassicaceae. The record is from the annotation of a GenBank genome assembly.
CUCACCGAUUGAGAGCACAGUCUCUCUUCCUUUUCCAGUUUUGCCUUUGGGAACUUAUCAGACGAGAGAGAAGUAUAAGCCAUGGAUAGGCUUCUUCAACCACCGUCUUCUUCCAUACUUACCCCAUCUAAAUCUCAACUAAGAGCAUCUCCGUUGCUCCUCCGUCUCCACCGUUUCGACUCUCCCAGUCUUAGCUUUACCUCCUCCUCUCGCCGUCUGACCUCCAUUUCCUGCCUCUCCCGCCAGAAUCUUCCGCAGACAGGAUCAAGUCAAGCUACACAAUUCUUGUCUUCGUCUCCGGAAGCCGAUGAGUCCAACCCUAAUCCAGGGUUUCUCCAACGGAUCGUGAAGAGUUGUGACCAGAGAAAAACGUUAUCAGCUGGAACAAUCAUACUGAUCUCUGCUGUAGCUGCGCUUUUGCUUAACCCUAUCAUUGCGCCACCUGCUUUUGCUAGCUUUCAAGCCGCAGCUAAAUCUAGUGGCGGUGGAAAGUUCCUCCAGACUGAGAUACUGACAAGUGCAUGGACUGGUUUCUUCGCUGGUUGCUUACACACACUCUCUGGCCCUGAUCACCUCGCUGCUUUGGCUCCACUCUCCAUUGGAAGGACGAGGAUGGAGAGUGCUGCGGUUGGAGCUCUCUGGGGAUGUGGCCACGACGCUGGUCAACUCAUCUUUGGUCUACUGUUUCUGCUUCUAAAGGAUAGGCUCCACAUUGAGGUCAUAAGAACUUGGGGUACACGUGUUGUGGGCUUGACCCUCCUUGUGAUUGGCGCUAUGGGAAUCAAAGAAGCUUCUGAAAUCCCUGAACCAUGUGUGGUUGUUGGCGCCUUGGAGAACAAUGGGGAGACAGAUGAGAAAAACUCAAAGAAGAAGAAGAUUGGGUUUGCUACAUUUGCGACAGGGAUUGUUCAUGGGCUGCAACCUGAUGCUCUGAUGAUGGUGUUGCCUGCACUAGCUCUUCCUUCUCGUGUAGCCGGUGCUGCGUUUCUGAUCAUGUUCUUGCUUGGGACGGUGAUAGCGAUGGGAAGCUACACGGUGUUUAUAGGGUCGUGCAGCGAGGCGUUGAAGGACAAGGUCCCUAGGAUCACUGAGAAACUAACAUGGGCAUCUUCUCUUGUGGCCAUUGGACUGGGAUUGGCAAUUAUUGUUAGCCAGUUCUUUGGAUUCAGCCUGUACUAAGAGAGACAGACCUCUGCAUCAAGCCUUUGUAGCUUUAGGAGAUUUAAUUGUUUGCAUGUACCAAGAAUAUCUGUAUCUUGCUUCAGUAUCCCUUUUUUCUCGCUACUAAUAGAAGUUUGGAUUUGGCUUCCUAAUUUUGUGAGCAUUCUAUAUUUGUAUUUUCUAAGAUGCUUUUCAUCUCCCUAUUUUUCUCUAUCAAAUUGAUGUACCCUCUUGAAAAUGGUCU